AUGUGGCGGACGCUCUUCGCUGCCAUCGACCUCAAUGGCGACAAUGUCAUUGACUUCGAGGAAUUCUUGACCUUCGUGACACAGCUGAAGCGUGGUGGCGCCGAGGCGAAGCGGCGCCUUUGCUUCCGGCUGUUUGACUCGAAUCAGGAUGGCUUUGCUGAGAAGGCCGACUUCCGUUGCAUCUUGGAGACGAAGCUGGCGGUGCUCAGGCGCCCCUCCUGGCAGACCAGCACCACUGUGGCCUCGAGCGGCACGGAAGCGCCCGACGAGUACAUGCAGUUUUUCAGUCUCUGCGACGAAGAUUCGGAUGGGCGGAUCUGCUACGAGGACUUUGAAACCUACUGCGCAGUUCAUGGUGAAGGGAUCGUGCCUUGGCAAAUGAGCCGACCGAACGUGAGGAUGGAGGCCCAACCAAUGAGGUUCCACUCCGACGUCCAACUCCGACGUCACAAUGGAUUGAGCUGA
This is a messenger RNA of Durusdinium trenchii, 465 nucleotides long. The record is from the annotation of a GenBank genome assembly. Lineage: Eukaryota; Dinophyceae; Suessiales; Symbiodiniaceae.